Molecule: messenger RNA, 2075 nt
Organism: Rubroshorea leprosula
Lineage: Eukaryota; Viridiplantae; Streptophyta; Magnoliopsida; Malvales; Dipterocarpaceae
Source: the annotation of a GenBank genome assembly
CAACCAAAGAUUUCUUCUUCGAUCGGAUUCCGUCGACUGUUUCCAUUCUCCGUCGCCGUUGUUGUUGAUAUCAGAUUCACCUUAUGAGCUGGUUCGACAAGCUGCGUUGUUCCUCUAAUCACAGCCGCUUCAUUGCCGGCCUCUUGAUCUUCAUUCUCUAUCAUUCUUUUCAGUUAGUUUCCAAUUUCCUGACUCCUAUACACCCGUAAUCCUGUUUUUUCCCUCCGAUCUGUUUCGUCAAAAAUCAUUUGCUUUUCUGUGAUUUCUCCGUUGAUGGAUUCCGACGACUCAUUCUCCAACCAUCUACUCAAUGGAACUGUCACCUCACUGAUCGAGAGACAGAACAGUUCGAUUCCUUCUGUUAUUGUGAUCGGCGGUGGAAUUUCAGGGCUUGCUGCCGCAAGAAUUCUUCAUGAUGCAUCUUUUAAGGUUAUACUGCUUGAAUCACGAGAUAGACUUGGUGGUCGAAUCCACACAGACUACUCUUUUGGUUGCCCUGUGGAUAUGGGAGCUUCUUGGCUACAUGGUGUUUGUAAUGAGAAUCCCCUGGCUCCGCUAAUACGUUCUCUAGGACUUACCUUGUACCGUACUAGUGGUGACAAUUCUGUGUUGUAUGACCAUGAUCUGGAAAGUUAUAUGCUCUUUGAUAUGGCUGGCCAUAAAGUUCCACAGCAGAUUGUCAUUGAAGUUGGGGAUGUCUUCAAGAGGAUUCUCAAAGAGACAGAAAAGGUUAGGGAUGAACAUUGUAAUGACAUGUCUGUUCUUCAAGCGGUAUCAAUCGUUUUAGAUAGACAUCCUGAAUUAAGACAAGAAGGACUGGCCCAUGAAGUGCUGCAGUGGUACAUAUGCAGAAUGGAAGCUUGGUUUGCUGUAGAUGCAGAUAUGAUAUCCCUGAAAUGCUGGGAUCAGGAGCAUGUUCUUUCUGGCGGUCAUGGACUUAUGGUGCAAGGUUAUGGCCCUGUAAUACAGGCUCUAGCUAAAGAUAUUGAUAUCCGCUUGAAUAAUAGGGUUGCGAGAAUAUCCAAUGGAUGUAAUAAGGUGAUGGUUACAGUUCAGGAUGGAAUGACCUUUGUUGCUGAUGCUGCUAUUAUAACAGUACCCCUUGGAAUUCUUAAAGCAAAUUUAAUUCAGUUUGAGCCAAAAUUGCCUGAGUGGAAGGUUUCUGCAAUUUCAGAUAUUGGUGUGGGCAGCGAAAACAAGAUUGCCUUACGGUUUGACAGUGUCUUCUGGCCAAAUGUGGAAUUCUUAGGCAUAGUUGCACCAACUUCUUAUGCUUGCGGUUAUUUUCUCAAUCUUCACAAGGCAACAGGACAUCCUGUCCUUGUCUACAUGGCUGCUGGAAGGUUUGCUCACGAUCUUGAGAAGCUAUCUGAUGAGUCUGCUGUAAAUUUUGUGAUGUUGCAGCUAAAGAGAAUGUUUCCUGAUGCAACCAAACCGCCUUGUCAUGUCCCUGUAAAGAUGCUCUAUACUAAUCUUAGUUUGCCCUCUCUGAAUCAGGUUCAAUAUCUUGUAUCACACUGGGGAACGGACCCGAACUCUCUUGGUUGCUACUCGUAUGACCCAGUUGGUAUGCCUGAAGACUUGUAUGAAAGGCUUCGAGCUCCCUUAGGUAAUCUAUUUUUCGGAGGGGAAGCUCUUAGCAUGGAGAAUCAGGGAUCUGUUCAUGGAGCUUACUCUGCUGGAGUUAUCGCUGCUGAAAACUGUCAGAGGCAUCUAUUACAGAGGCUAGGUAACUUGGUGAAGCUCCCACCACUCUCUUUCAGGCAAGGAAUUUUAGAAUCUACAUUUCCCCUUCAAAUCUCCAGGAUGUAAACGCUUAUCAUGGGAUAGUUAUGAUGGAUUGGAGGGUAAUAAGUCUACCAUGACUGAUCUUCUGAUCUAAAUAAGCAUCACCUCCUACGAGUGCUAGUCUUUUAUUUAUUUAUUUUUGGAUGGAACCAUGGAUGCUAGUUAGUUUAUGAAGAAGCGUUUUUAUUAUGAACUGGAGAAGAAAAUGGUAAUCUUGAACCAACAUUUCUCUUAUCAGCAUGAAUUUUAUAUAAUUUAAUAGCAUGGAAUAAUUACAUUGCUCUUUU